Molecule: messenger RNA, 831 nt
Organism: Microthlaspi erraticum
Lineage: Eukaryota; Viridiplantae; Streptophyta; Magnoliopsida; Brassicales; Brassicaceae
Source: the annotation of a GenBank genome assembly
AUGCCGCCGAAGAGAAAUUUCAGGAAGCGUAACUUCGAGGAGGAAGAAGAAGACGAUCUUAGUAAAGCCGCAAUUUCAGACGAAGAAGAGCAACGAAGAUUGGCGUUAGAAGAGGUGAAGUUUCUGCAGAAGCAGAGAGAGAGAAAACUAGGAAUCCCAGCGUUAUCGACGGCGCAAAAUAGCAUAGGAAAAGCGAAACCAGUGGAGAAAACCGAAGCUGAAGGAGAGAAAGAAGAGCUUGUGCUGCAGGAUACGUUUGCUCAAGAGACUGCUGUUUUGAUUGAAGAUCCCAACAUGGUAAAAUACAUUGAACAAGAAUUAGCGAAGAAGAGAGGGAGAAACAUUGAUGAUGCAGAGGAGGUUGAGAACGAAUUGAAGCGAGUGGAGGAUGAGUUGUAUAUGAUACCUGAUCAUCUUAAGGUCAAGAAGCGUAGCUCGGAAGAGAGCUCAACACAGUGGACUACUGGAAUAGCGGAAGUCCAACUCCCAAUUGAAUACAAGCUGAAGAACAUUGAAGAAACAGAAGCUGCUAAGAAGCUUCUGCAAGAGAAGAGGCUUAUGGGUCGGCCUAAAUCAGAGUUUAGCAUUCCGUCUAGCUAUAGUGCCGAUUACUUCCAGCGUGGGAAAGACUAUGCUGAGAAGCUUAGAAGAGAACAUCCGGAGCUAUACAAAGAUAGGAGCUCUCAAGCUGAUGGGGAAGGAGCUAAACCGUCUACUAGUACUAAUAACAAUGCUGCUGCUGAUUCAGGGAAGAGCAGACAAGCUGCUACUGAUCAGAUCAUGCUGGAACGAUUCCGCAAGAGAGAGCGUAACCGUGUGAUGCGGAGAUAA